AAGUUUUUUAGUUUUAUAAUUUUUAUUAGUAGUGUUUGUAGGUUAACUUUAUGUAUUGUUUAUAAAAAUGUUACAAAAUACUGGAAAAUAUAGAAAAGAAAGGCCAGAAAAAGAAAAUGAUAAAAUUGAAAUUAUUUCUAGGGAAAAUUCAUCUGAAGCAAGACUAAGACAAGUUAUAGAAAAUGAUAAUAUAGAUCUCAAAUAUGGAUUUGAAAGAAUAAAACCUCAUGAAGAGAAAGUCGGCUAUCUUCUUAAUAUGCACAUGAAUGAAAUGCUGGAUGAGGACAAAAGACUUAUAGCAGUGGUUGAUUACUUUUUUAUGGAGGAAGAUGGUACGAGAUUCAAGGUCUCAUAUCCAUUUAUGCCUUAUUUUUAUAUUCUUACGUCUAGAGAGCUGUUACAAGAAGUUGCUCAAUUUUUAUCUAAGAAGUACUCUGGAGUUAUUAAUAAAAUUGAAGAAGUUGUCAAAGAAGACUUAGAUUUGCCGAAUCAUUUAAUUGGAUUAAAGCAGAAAUAUUUAAAACUUUCAUUUUUAAAUCAGAAUGAUUUACAAAAAGUUCGAAAGGAAAUUUUACCAGUUAUAAGAAAAAAUAAAGAAAAACAGAAUAAGUAUUACAAUCAAUUACUAAUAAAUGCAGUGGCACAAGAAGAAGAUAUGGAACAUCUAAAAAUUAAUGUAAAUCAUUUGGAAAGCAUUACAGACAUUAGAGAAUAUGAUAUACCAUACCAUGUAAGGGUAGCCAUUGAUUUAAAAUUAUUUUGUGGAUCUUGGUAUAAAGUGAAAACUACAAAUGCACUGGGUGAUCCUCCAUAUAUUGCCCAUUGUCCUGAAAUUAUUGAACGUCCUGAUCCUAUAGUGUUGGCCUUUGAUAUUGAAACAACAAAAUUACCACUUAAGUUUCCUGAUGCCAAUACUGAUCAGAUCAUGAUGAUUUCAUACAUGAUAGAUGGACAAGGCUUUUUAAUAACAAAUCGUGAAAUCAUCUCACAAGACAUAGAGGACUUUGAAUUUACCCCAAAACCAGAAUUUGAAGGUAAAUUUACAAUUUUCAAUGAACCUAAUGAACGUGGUGUUCUUGAAAAAUUUUUUGAACAUAUAAUGGAUGUAAGACCUCACAUUUUUGUCACUUACAAUGGCGAUUUUUUUGACUGGCCAUUUAUUGAAGCUAGAGCAGCAAUACAUGAAUUAGAUAUGAAACAGGAAAUAGGAUUUUUCAAAGGUAGAGAUGGGGUUUAUUCUAGUAGACCAGCAGUUCACAUGGAUUGUAUUUGCUGGGUAAAAAGGGACUCCUAUCUUCCUCAAGGAUCUCAUGGUUUGAAGGCUGUUGCAAAAGCUAAAUUGAGAUACGAUCCUGUGGAAUUAGAUCCUGAAGAAAUGUGUCCUUUGGCAGCCGACCAACCUCAAGUUCUAUGCAAUUAUUCUGUUUCUGAUGCUGUUGCAACAUAUUAUUUAUACAUGCAAUAUGUUCAUCCCUUUAUUUUUGCUUUGUGCACUAUUAUUCCGUGUGAACCAGAUGAGGUCCUCAGAAAAGGGUCAGGAACCCUUUGUGAAAGUCUUCUCAUGGUGCAGGCUUUCCAUAAGAAUAUUAUAUUUCCUAAUAAAGAAGAGCAAAUUUUAAACAAGCUCACUGAAGAUGGUCAUUUACUACAUCAGGAAACAUAUGUUGGUGGUCAUGUUGAAGCAUUAGAGUCAGGAGUUUUUAGAGCUGACAUUCCUUGUCGUUUUCGUAUUGAAACUGAAGCUGUUGACAAAUUAAUAGCAAAUGUAUUCAAAACUCUUACACAUGCCAUUGAGAUUGAAGAAGGAGUUCCCUUGGAGCACGUCACGAAUUUGCAAGAGAUCAAAGAUGAAAUCGUGUCACAAUUAGAACAACUUAAGGAAAAACCUCUGCGCCUAGAGAAACCUUUGAUUUACCAUUUGGACGUGGGAGCUAUGUAUCCAAAUAUUAUUUUAACUAAUCGCCUUCAACCUUGUGCCAUAGUAAAUGAACACAUUUGUGCUGCUUGCGAUUUUAAUAAACCACAAGCUGUGUGUCAACGAAAAAUGGAAUGGAUAUGGAGAGGAGAAUUUAUGCCGGCUACUAAAAAUGAAUAUUUUCGCAUUCAGCAGCAAUUGGAGACUGAAAAAUUUCCACCCUUAUUUCCCGGCAAGCCUCAAAGAGCAUUCCACGAGUUAUCACGUCAAGAGCAAGCUGAGCUUGAAAAGAAACGGUUGUCGGUGUAUUGCAGGAAAGUUUAUAAAAAACAAAAAGUCACAAAAACUGAAACAAGAACAACAACCAUUUGUCAGAAAGAGAAUUCGUUUUAUGUUGAUACUGUUCGUGCAUUUCGUGAUAGAAGGUAUGAAUAUAAAGCCCUUUCAAAACAAGCUAAAAAAAUGGUUUCUGAUGCAGUUAAAGGUGGUAACGCUGUUGAAAUAAAAUCUGCAAAGAAUAGAGAAGUUUUAUAUGAUUCUUUGCAACUUGCGCACAAGUGUAUUUUAAAUUCCUUCUAUGGAUAUGUUAUGAGAAGGGGGGCUCGUUGGCAUAGUAUGGAAAUGGCGGGUAUUGUGUGCUAUACAGGGGCGAAUAUUAUAAUGAUGGCUCGUGAAAUAAUAGAAAAAGUGGGUAGGCCGUUGGAGCUUGAUACUGAUGGCAUCUGGUGCAUCUUGCCUUCCUCUUUCCCAGAAAACGUUACCGUUCACACAUCCAACGAAAAAAAGAAGAAAUUGAUAAUUUCCUACCCGAACGCAGUAUUAAACGCAAUGGUGAAAGAACAUUUCACAAACAAUCAGUAUCACGAAUUGGUCGAUUCGGAAAUGUUUGAGUACGAAAUUAGGAGCGAAAAUUCGAUUUUCUUUGAAGUCGACGGCCCUUAUAAAGCUAUGGUAUUGCCAGCUUCAAAAGAAGAAGGAAAACGCUUAAAGAAAAGAUAUGCGGUGUUUAAUUUUGAUGGAACCUUAGCGGAAUUGAAAGGUUUCGAAGUAAAACGUCGCGGAGAAUUACAAUUGAUCAAGAAUUUCCAAUCGUCAGUUUUCGAGGCGUUUUUGAAAGGGGACAGUUUGCAGUCAUGCUACGCAGCCGUGGCUCAAGUGGCCAAUUAUUGGUUGGACGUUUUGUAUUCUCGUGGAAGAAAUUUACCGGAUACCGAAUUGUUCGAAUUAAUUUCAGAAAACAAAUCAAUGUCUCGUAAAUUGGAAGACUACGGCGAACAGAAAAGUACAUCGAUCAGUACUGCAAAGAGAUUAGCAGAAUUUUUGGGAGAUCAGAUGGUUAAAGACGCCGGUUUAGCUUGCAAGUAUAUUAUUGCUAAAAAACCAGAAGGAGCACCAGUUACAGAGAGAGCUAUUCCUUUAGCUAUUUUUCAAGCAGAUGAUGCUGUUCAAAAGCAUUUUUUAAGGAAGUGGUUAAAAGACAACUCUUUAGGGGACUUUGAUAUACGUGAAAUUCUUGAUUGGAACUAUUACAUUGAAAGGCUUGGUGGAGCUAUACAAAAGAUUAUUACCAUCCCUGCUGCAAUGCAAGGGAUUGCAAACCCUGUACCUAGGGUGCAACACCCCGAAUGGCUUCACAAAAGAGUACUGGAAAAAAACGAUAAUUUUAAACAGCGUAAAAUAAAUGAUAUGUUCACCGCGUGUGCAAAACCUCAUAGAGAUUCUUCUGAAAGUGGACAUAGUAGAGAUACUAGCGAUAUCGAAGACAUUGGUAAAUUCAAAUCACCUCCAAGUACCAGCAAAGUUGGAAUGGUUACUAAACGCAAGAGACAAUCUGAUAGUGAUAAUGAAUUUCAAGAAAGUGAUUUGGGAAAAAGUUGGAGGACAGUUCUUGGACUGCCUCCGCCAUUUGGCAAAACUAGAGAAGAGAUUGUGAAAUGGAUUGAAUUUCAUAAAAAAAAAUGGAGAUUCAUGGCUCUUCAAAAGGGCGACACAAAUCAAUAUGUUAAACGUUCCAAACAAACUAGGACAGGGGCAAUAUCAGGCACAUUAGGCGGAUUCAUUCAAAAAUCACAAAGGACAAGACUAUUGUCUUGCUGGCAAAUAUUACAAAUUGUGCCCACCUCUACCCCUGGAAUAUUUAAAUUAUGGGUUCUUAUCCAGUCAGAACUAUAUCAGUUAAAAUUAAACAUUCCUCGUAUUUUUUAUGUCAAUUUGAGAACACCUAAACGAACAGAAGACAGUGAUACCCUUCAGAAAUGUAAUCGUACUUUACCUCGAUCGAGACCUGUUUUUAAUUUGUACAAGCAAUCCAUUCCCGAAUUAACAUUCAUAGAACGUGGCAAAAAAGAAUAUGUCGAUCAAACAGAUCCCAACGUGGAGGGUGUUUACGAGUUGCAAGUGCCGUUGCUCUUUCGUUCUCUUGUUUUUGUUGGAUGUGUUUGUAAGGUGCUUCCCGACUCAAAAAAUGCCAGUAUGGAUACGUUCAAUCUCGAUAAACUGGAAAUGACCAGCAUUUCGAAGCAGCCUUAUUUGGAGGAUGGUUGUAUCAAACACAUUUUCUUAUAUCAACACCGACUGAACAACAAAUCAAGACAGAUGUUUGGUUUGUUUUUGACACCACUAAACAAGUCUAUAAUUAUCGUUGUAGACUCUGUAAGGACAAAUCUCAUGCCUCAUAUGAAUAAUUUGUAUCAAGCAGAGAGGAAAGCCAAAAUCGAAAGAAAAGGCAAAGAAAACGUGAAAUUACCCCCGGAAAUAAUAACUUUUGAAAUUCGUGUUGAAACUGACCUAAAACAAGUGUACAAAGCCAUUCAGAAGGCUCUACAAAUGUACAAGGACGAAAAAAAGGGGCCAACAAUGGUUGCAGUUCAGUCUUAUGAUGAGCUAUCCUACUUACAAGCUCAGAUAUCGAACUUAAACGAAUAUCCUACCAUGCAGGUUCAUGUUAAGGAUAUGGACGAUUUGUAUAACAAUUUGGAAUGGCAAAAGAUUGGCGCUAGAGCACUUGUUCGACACUACCUUAACAGUGAAGAAGCUAUCAGUCUGACUAUAAAACAGUGUCGUUAUUUUCAUUUACCAGUUGGGAACAUGCCCUCUGAUCCUGCCCUUUUCGGUGCCGACUUAAUGUUUGCUAGGCACCUGAUUAAACAAAACCAUGUACUUUGGUGCUCUCCAACUGAGAGGCCGGAUCUUGGAGGCAGUCAGGAAAACGAUGCUAGGCUAUUGGCAGAGACACGUGAAAGUUCGAGUGAAGUGUGUAACAACCCUGGGUGGUACUCAUCGGUUUGCAUUGAAUUGGCAAUCGAUAGUUUGGCAAUUAACACUUUGUUGCAAUCCCAUCAUAUAACCGACAUGGAAGGAACGAGUUCAAGCGUGGCUUUUGAUAACGCAGCGCCCCAAUCUUUGGAUGAAAUGAUUGGAGGUCAGACCUCCUUUACGCCAUACGACGAAUCUUCUAAAUGUGCGGAAGCAUUUAGAAUCCUUAGAAUCAUGGUCACCGCCUGGAUGAGGGACAUCACACUCUACCGAAACGUUUUCGCUGACUUCCAAGUGGUUCACUUUUACAGGUGGUUGCGAGCACCACAAGCUCUUUUAUAUGACCCGGCUCUUCUAAGAACCCUGCAAAACCUCAUGAAGAAAUUAUUUAUUCAAUUGGUGGCCGAGUUCAAACGACUAGGUUGCACUAUAGUUUACGCGAACUUUGACAAAAUAGUAAUAUGCUCUAGAAAAACGAAAGUGGAAGACGCCAUCGCUAACAUCGAAUUUGUUGUGGCGUCUUUAAGAAAUAGGGAACUGUUUCAUUCUCUAGAAAUAACUUACAGACAAUGUUGGGAACAGUUAAUUUGGUUGGAUUCUGCCAAUUACGGUGGCAUUGAAGGCAAAUUACCAAAAGGUCUUGAAUCUGAAUGUGGUCUUACAGAAGAAUUACAGAAUAUUCAGGAAGCAGAUUCUGAAAAUGACCCUAAUGAACCAAUGGUCGUUAUGAACUGGAAUAUAGCCGAACAGUUGCCAGAAACUGCAGGUUGUCGAAAUAGUUUUAAAGCAAUAGUAGCUGGCUAUAUUCACGCAAUCCAUUUAAAACUUAAAGAAACGGAGAGCAGCAACGUCCCAGUUACCUUAAGUCAGCCCUCUUUAGGUUUAACUGCUCACAAAGACGUGGUUGAAUUUGCACGGGAGCUUAUUAGUAGAGAUAUAAGUCAAAAUUUAUUUUUAACGGUGGAAAAAUUAAAUAGUAGAUUGCCUGCCGAAAACAAAGACGGUCAUUUUCCAACUCUCGAUUUCAUCAAUUCAAUUUGUCAUAUACUUGGGCUAGAUCCUGCUGUUCGAGAUGUAGUUGACAAUUUAAAAAGUGAUCUGCUUAGGCUUGUAGCUGUGGGAGAGUUUUCGGACAAAGCCUCAUUCAAGGAUAGGACGGUAUCGUAUGUGAUUCCCCAAAUAAUUUGCAAGGCGUGUAACCAUUGUAGAGACGUUGAUUUGGGAAGAGACAGUCAUCGAUCGGAUAGCGCUUGGUUGUGUCCUUUAUGUAAUUCCCCUUACGACAAUUCAGAAAUUGAAAAUCAACUUUUAGACAUCAUCACACGGAAAAUGAUCACGUACAAUUUGCAGGAUUUGCAAUGCAAGAAAUGUUCUCAGAUUAAACUGGAAAAUUUAACUACGCGAUGUAGCUGUGCAGGUGAAUUUCGAUGUCUUAUAUCUGCUAAUGAUUUAAUAGAACUUUUACAAACAUUUCAACGAUUAGCGGAAAGUUUUGAUAUGUCGGCCCUAUAUGAAACUGUACACCAAGUGCUUAAAUUAGCUUGAUAACAUUUAAAUAUUUCAGUGUGAUAUUUCAAUUUAUAGAUAUGACCCAUUAAAAAUUGUAAUUAGUAAGAGGUUAUGUCUAAUGAACGCAUCUUAUUUUUUUUGAAAUAAAAAAUAGUCCCAUAUCUAUGGCU
Agrilus planipennis (emerald ash borer) is the source of this 6849-nucleotide messenger RNA. It is a transcript of the gene DNApol-epsilon255, whose product is annotated as DNA polymerase epsilon catalytic subunit A. Gene Ontology annotation, cellular component: epsilon DNA polymerase complex; nucleus. The record is from RefSeq and is a predicted model, not a curated record. Gene Ontology annotation, molecular function: DNA-directed DNA polymerase activity; zinc ion binding; nucleotide binding. The coding region runs from base 68 to 6715 and encodes 2215 amino acids. Lineage: Eukaryota; Metazoa; Arthropoda; Insecta; Coleoptera; Buprestidae. The transcript is spliced from 27 exons. Gene Ontology annotation, biological process: leading strand elongation; nucleotide-excision repair, DNA gap filling; base-excision repair, gap-filling.